AUGGAAUGCAUGGAGUCAGAUCUCCUUAUAGAAAAGUGGGUUCAAGAAAACGACUCUACUUUUAUGCCUUUACCCGAUAUAGAAUUUGAACCACAUCUUCUUAUUUCUAAAGUAAGAAAACAUUACAUGGAACAUGUUAUAAAACUGUUGGCACUAAACUAUGAAAAUAACCAAAGACUACUAAAUAAAAAUAUUUACUUACCAAGCGCAAUUUGGCGAUGCGCAAAAUUUAUAGAGAUGACUGCAGCUCAAAGUUCGAUGGUAGUUAACUUAUAUAGAAGGAACAUUGCAACUGUGAUUAGCCAGAUCAAAGCAGAUACCAAAAGAGGAAAGUUAAACAGAAAGCUUUUUGAAUGUCUUAAACAGCCACCAAAAAAUGAGAUGAAGACUCAAACAAACUUAAUUAUGGGGAAAGACUGCACCUGUAUUUGUACAUGUCAUCAAAGAAAAAAAGUAAGAAAGGAGUCUCCUCCUCUUAAAAAUUAUGGUAAUAUUACAUUAAGUGAUCAUACCACAAAUGAUGCAAAAGCUGCAGAUAUACAUAUAAAUCCCAUUGCUAGUACUCAAAUCAAUAAUGCUAUGAUACGAAAGGAACAUCAAUCACUAUCUCUAGAAUCUCAUGAUGCAGAUGAAGUUAUGCUUCAGUUAGAAAAACUUUUCGAGGGUGGCUCAAAUGAUGAUGACAUAUUUGAUGGAAUGUUUUCUAAUACUAUUGACAUUACAUUUGAUGACAGUUUUAAGAAACCGCAGAGUGAUAAUUGUAAUGAUAACACCACUGUACAUGGUAAAGAUUUAAUAAUAGAAAAACACGCUGCCCAACUCAAAUCCCUGGAUGAGAGGCUGGUUUCACUUUCUGGGAUUAUAGGGCAAGAUACAGCACCUGUUGACAGUACAAAAACUGAAACUCUAACAAACAAAAAUAAAAGAAUAACUAAUAAAUGGAUAUGCGAGGAAUACUUUCUAAAGAGGAAACUUUUUGAACUCCUGGACCAGAUGAGAGAUUGUAACAGAGCAAAACUUAUAAGGUUAAAAGAACUACUAAUAGAUCUAUUUGGUGACGAUAGCGAUGAUGAAGGCGUAGUUUCUCCUAUAGACGAAAGUCCAGAAUUUGUUACCAGCUGCAAAGAGCGCAUAGCACCUUGGGUUGUGAAACUAUUGACGCCUUAUUACAUAAAAGGAAGAAUUAGAGGCAAGGCGCUGUUUAAGUCACUUGCUAAACAUCUUAUUAGACUUAUAUAUCAGUGUAGUAAAUAUCCUGAGCAAUAUGAAGUGAAGGACUUUGUACAAGAUUUUUUGCAUAAUCAUAAAUUGAUAAGAUGCGAGGCAGAUUUCAAAGAAUUUAGGAUAGAAAAUAUAUAA
Leptosia nina is the source of this 1359-nucleotide messenger RNA. Lineage: Eukaryota; Metazoa; Arthropoda; Insecta; Lepidoptera; Pieridae. The record is from the annotation of a GenBank genome assembly.